Microdochium trichocladiopsis is the source of this 1547-nucleotide messenger RNA. RefSeq names its product TFIIH subunit Tfb4/p34. Bases 231 to 1361 code for a protein of 376 amino acids. Gene Ontology annotation, cellular component: transcription factor TFIIH core complex; transcription factor TFIIH holo complex. Gene Ontology annotation, biological process: nucleotide-excision repair; regulation of DNA-templated transcription. Lineage: Eukaryota; Fungi; Ascomycota; Sordariomycetes; Xylariales; Microdochiaceae. The record is from RefSeq and is a predicted model, not a curated record. The transcript has a single exon.
UCACCAUCCAACUGCUCCGUCACCGACCAACCACUUCUCUUCCAAGCUCGCUUCGUUUCGGCAGCGCCGAGGGGAGGAGACCGACCUCGCCCAUAAACAGGGUGAUGCCACGCCACUCGUUCAGAUGCACUUGAGGUGACCCUUGCAACGACACUUCGAGGACCAACUCGUCACCAGCCGGCUUCGGGUGACAUUGUCAAGCUGCUGCUCGGCCCAGCGCGCCCGGCACAAUGAACCACAUCGAUGCCUCGGCGCACUACGAUGAGACGGCCUUCAAGACGCAGGUCCCGUCCCUGCUCGUCGUCAUCGUAGACCUCAACCCCAGAGCCUGGGCCGUGCUCAACUCGGAGCUCCCCAUCUCGCAGGCUCUCGCCAACAUCCUCGUCUACAUCAACGCCCACCUGGCCUUUGGCAACGAGAAUCAAGUCGCGGUCCUCGCGGCUCAUACAAAUCGCGCGAUAUGGCUUUACCCGCGUCCUCCGAGCGACACUUCCUCGCAACGGUCUCGAGACCGUGACGGCGACGUCGACAUGAACAGUGACGAGCCGAUCCGCCACUCGACAAACACGGCCGACCUGGGCACGUCGGCCAACAAAUACCCUCUCUUCGCCCAGAUCGAGUCUACCAUCGUGGCGUCCAUACGAGACCUCCUCGCCGAGACGACGCCCGCCGACAUCGAGCCCACAACCACACUCAUGGCCGGCGCGCUGUCCAUGGCCCUCGCCUACAUCAACAAGACGUCACUCGCCUACGAGCCCGCCAAGGCAUCGUCCGAUCCGAACGAGCAGGCCACCGCGGCCGUGGCCCAGCAGAAAGCCCCAAACCUGCACUCGCGCAUGCUCGCCGUCUCCGUCUCCGACUCGGACCCGGCGCAAUACAUCCCCACGAUGAACGCCAUCUUCGCGGCCUCGCACUCGCGCAUCCCGCUCGACACCCUGUCGCUCGCCGGCAAGCCCACGUUCCUCGAGCAGGCCGCCUACAUCACCGGCGGGACCUUUCUCUCCGUCUCGUCCAACCCGCGCGGCCUGCUGACACACCUCAUGUUCGGCCUGCUUGCCGACAGCGACGCCCGCGAGGCCCUCGUCGCGCCGACCCAGGACACCGUCGACUUCCGCGUCGCGUGCUUCUGCCACCGCAACGUGGUCGACACGGGCUUCGUCUGCAGCAUCUGCCUCUCUAUAUUCUGCGAGGUUCCCGAGAACGCAGAAUGUCUGACCUGUGGCAACAAGCUCACGCUCGGCAAUUACGGUGCCAAACCCGCCGUCGUGCCCCGCAAGAAAAAGAAGAAGAAGAAGCUGCUCAACGGUGCCGGUCGGGAGGAGACUGGCAGUGCCACUGGCACUCCCAUCCCGGCAACGUGAUCAAGCCUGGUUUUUUCAAGAGUGUGUUUUCAUCAGCACUUGGGGAAUAUAUUCACAAAUCAAGGUAUAUCCGCAUAGCAAAGCAUAAAGGCGUUGGGCCGGGUCCAAUUUGAUUAGAACGUUCAAGGGAAGUCUCCAUGUAGGCUUUUUGGGGAGUGUUGUAUACAAUGAUCUACUCAGAAUGUU